CCCUUCCCUUAUCCUCUGUCUCCCACCAACAAUGGCCGGCACGACAACCGUUCCCUUUCCGUCGACCUCCGUAUCUCUUGCCGGCGGCGAACUUUUCUUCACAACACCGAAACUACGACCAUCAAAUCUCGUCGGCCGUCCGACCUCCAUCCAGGUCGGGGCUCCAAAGUCAUGUCGGGUCAAUACUAUAACAUGCAAAGCUAACCGGUCUGCAUACUCGCCGUUGAACUCCGGGUCGAAUUACUCCGGCGACCGCCCGCCUACUGAAUUGGCUCCGCUUUUUCCCGGGUGUGAUUAUGAUCACUGGCUUAUAGUUAUGGAUAAACCCGGAGGUGAAGGUGCUACUAAACAGCAGAUGAUUGAUUGUUACAUACAAACUUUGGCUAAAGUUGUUGGAAGGUAAUUUUUGCUACUUGUUCUAAAUUUAUGGUUAAAUUUUUUACAGCCGAAUCACAUUUAGUCCAAUUACAAAAAUAUAGGCAAGAUUGGAGAAGAAAAGUUUGUGAUUACUUGAAAAGAUUUUGUGUAGAAAAUAUGAAAAGCUUUUGACUACUUGUAGUAUUAUAUAGGCAAAUAUGAAAAGUUUUUGGAGAAUGGUUGGAAAAGAAGAAAACUUUCUUCUACCAAAGUAAUGCCAGGAUUUUCAAGAAGUUGAAAUCCAAAUACAAAACUACUUGUAGUAGUAUAUGGGCAAAGAAUGGAAGUAUACACCAUUUCAUUUACAAGACACCUUUUUAAAAAAAAAAAUUUAAUAUUGUUAAAACUUUAUGAAGAAGAAAACUAAAGAUUUGAGUCUUUAAUACCCUAAAUUUCAUGCUAUUUUAGAAAAUUAUACCGCACAAGUUGGAUAGUUUGUAAAAUUAUAAAUUCACCACAUGUUGGAUGUUUAUCUCGAGAGUAGAAAUAAAAACACAUCCAAUGCUGAAGUCAUAAUUUGCUUCAUUAGUACUGAAGCAAGCAAAGGAGGGAUUUUCUUUUAAUAAUUCCAUUGAUCACUCAAAGUGUGAGCUCAAUUUUGUGAUAAUCAAGCCAUUCUAGCUCGAGCAUAUAAAAUGUAUAUAAUGUGAAGUCAAACUAAGUCUUUGACAUGAUUAUGUGUGUGAGAGAGAGUUAAUUAAAGAUGCAAUCAUUUUGCUCACAGUUGCGAAGUAGUUUGACUAAUAAUUAGAAAACCUCUUAUAAGGAAGUUGGUGAAAACAACUUUGAGUUUGGUUGAGUCAAAAUUCCUUAAUUAGGUCUACAUUUUAUUUUAGGAAUUCCAUUGAUUUCACAAAGCGUGAGCUCAAUUUUGUGAUAAUCAAGCCACUCUAGCUCGAGCAUAUAAAGUGUAUAUAAUGUGAAGUCAAGCUAGUAGCAUGUUUUGCCGAGCUUCUAAAAUCAACUUAUUUUGGAAAGUUUCUCAUUAUGCGAGAGAGUCAAUUUAAGAUGCAAUCAUUUUUCUCGCAGUUGCAAAUUAAAAAAGUAGUUUGACUAAUAAUUAAAAAACCUCUUAUUAGGAACUUGGCGAAAACAACUUCGAGUUUGAAUCUUUGAUUAAGCUAAAUACCUUAAUUAGGUCCACCAAAAUAGCAACCCUACCCGACACUAUGAAAUGAGUAGUUUUUGGUUCAAAGAGUAACAACAAGUUAGUGGAUGUUUCAGUACUUAAGCAUGAGACAUACGCACUAGUUGUCACAUAUAAG
Molecule: messenger RNA, 1682 nt
Organism: Nicotiana tabacum (common tobacco)
Lineage: Eukaryota; Viridiplantae; Streptophyta; Magnoliopsida; Solanales; Solanaceae
Source: RefSeq, a predicted model, not a curated record